AUGGGUUGGUUCAUAAGAGACUCAAGAUCAGGGUUAAGUUGGGCUGACCAGACCCUCGGUUCGAUAUCCGCACCACCCAUGCGGCUGCUAGCCUUUUUGGGUCUGGCCAUACUCUUGAUGUCCAUGUCUACUUACACCGAGUUCAAGGUUCAUAUCGAAAGGGAGAAGAUGGCUCUCAAGUUAUUCUUUUACUUGUUGCCACUUGCUUUGUUUCUUGUAACCUAUGUUACCAUGAGGUACCGGUUGCCAUACGUGGUUCGAGCCGCGGGCAUGCCCAAGGAGUCUGGAAAGCAAGAUGGAUGCUCGCCAUGGGGCGUGGCGUUCAUGGUUGUCUUGGUUUUGGUUUUGGUCAAGUAUCAUUCCGCGGUUCAGUCGGGUUGGUUUUGA
This is a messenger RNA of Helianthus annuus (common sunflower), 387 nucleotides long. RefSeq lists its product as uncharacterized. NCBI's taxonomy places the organism in Eukaryota, Viridiplantae, Streptophyta, Magnoliopsida, Asterales, Asteraceae. The record is from RefSeq and is a predicted model, not a curated record. The coding region runs from base 1 to 387 and encodes 128 amino acids. The transcript has a single exon.